AUGGACCUAGCCACGAUACUGCUACUGCUGGAAACGCCUCCACCGAAAGGCGGCUACCAUAACUUCCUGAUCGAGCAUCUGAGUGGCGGCACCGGGACGACCUCCUCGGCCGGUGCCUCGCCCGCUCACAAGCGCCUUUCACCCACGCCCGGUCCCGGCACGCUAGCGGCCUCCUCCGCCCGCAGCACACCGAUCGCCGGUCGGAAACUGGGCCACCAUCAGCAUCUGCUGGUGCGGGCCAAAAACUACUACUGCUCCAAUCCGAUGCUUAACAACAGUACCAAUCUCUACUGCAAUCUCGACAUGGAGUCCCUCGAGGAAAUGCUCAAGAAGCUCUCCGAAUUGGAGCAGCGCGUAAUCGAAGCCGAAGAGCGUGCCGACGAAGCUGAAGACAAGGUGCGGGCCAUGGAGCAACGACUGUGUGACUGGCCCAAGUCACAGAACUUAACCGGGCCGUCACCAUCACCGAGCAGCAAUCCAGCCGUAGCGGCUGGUGCGCAGCAAUCGAUCGCGGCUGCUGGAACGGGACCGACAGGACACGGCGGUACCGACCCACCGAAAGGUACCGAUCCGGUGAAGAUCAGUCAGCUCGAGUCGGCCAUCGAGGAGCAGAAGCAGCUGCGCCUACAGGACGCCCGGCAAGUCGGUGCCAAGGCGGCCAAAAUCAAGGAGUGGGUCACGAACAAACUGCGCGAGCUCGAGGAGCAAAACCAGCUGCUGCGCGAACAGAACAUCAAGUGCAACCAGCAGCUGGAGCUGCUGCGCAAUCACAUUGCCACGCAGAGUACCCGCCACAGUAGCGUCGCCGCAACGCAACCCGUCCGGACCAGCCUGAGCUUGGACGUGCAGGACGUCAAGCGGCGGAGCGGCCGACGGCGCAGCGAAUCGCUCGACCCACCCGAACACCGGUCCCUGCACGCCGGUAGCUCCGGUUCCGGCUCGCACCAUCAUCCCCACCACCACCACCACCACCAUCAUCACCAUCGGCGCAAUCUGUCGAUGGAACCGCAGGAACUUGCCCGAGACUUGGCGGCGGCCGUCGAUGGUUUGAACCUGCUGCCACUGACACCGGGCGUCGGUGUUAGCCCCGGCUCGGAUAUAGACGCCGUACACGACUACGCCGAAAUCUACACACCUUCGCGUGAGAAAGCUCCGGCCUGGUUGAAGGGUCUUCCCAGUGGGGGGUCGAGUACCACCACCUCCGAUUCGGUGGCAGAUCUCGGUACGCCACGACCUCCUACACCACCGCUACACCGAUUCCCGAGCUGGGAAGCCAAAAUUUAUCAGGUCGCCAACGAUGGACUGGCUGGGGCGGGCGGUAGCAAUGGUGUGGGAGAGGAAAACGAAUCCCAAGACCAAGAGUCCGGUUCCGGCAUGACGUCCAGUGUUGGUGGUGUAAAUUCGCGCUCGCAAACCGUGUCCGGUGGUUACUGUGAUAUCAGCGUACCGGUGUACGCCACCGUCAAAGGGCGUGCUUCACAAAUCCGUUCAAUGCCAUUCACCGGCGAUUCCAGCGAUGACAGCAGUGACGGCGAGGACGGUCACGGUGCGAUGCUAACCUGUGCAACCUCGACGCACAACUCUACCAGCACGGACAACACGGAGACGAGCACGUCCGGCAGUGCCUCUAGUCCCUCGAAGAGCCUCAAAACCUCCUCUAGUCUCAGUCCGGCCAAACGUUCCGGCUCGGAAAGUCCAAAGAACAAAGGCCGUGCAAUUUCCGAACUGUCCUUUGAAUCAGGCCUCUCGGAUGACUAUGCCAUCCCACCGGAUGCAGUUUCAACGGUCGAUACGACCUGCAUGGACGCAUCGAUGCCGUCGCUGCUGAUGCGCACCUCGUACGCCGACUCGCCCAACAAGAAGAUGGAAACGCUCGAAAAGGUGGGCCAUCUGGCGAAGCUGGGCGGCAAGCUGAAGACGUGGCGCAAGCGCUGGUUCGUGCUGAAGAACGGUACGCUAACGUACUGGAAGAGCCAGCACGACGUCAACCGGAAACCGCAGGGUCAGAUUGCACUGGACGAAGCGUGCCGUAUUAACCGGGCCGACGGUGCAUCAACGUUCGAGAUCGAUACCGGCAAGAAGGUGUACUAUCUGACGGCCGAUUCGAACGCCACCAUGGACGACUGGAUACGGGUGCUGCAGAACGUACAGCGAAGGAACGCAACCAAACUGCUGCUAAGCCGCGACGAUCAGAAACCCACGGUACAGGGCUGGGUAACGAAGGUGAAGAACGGACACGCCAAGAAGUGUUGGUGUGUUCUGCUAGGGAAGAUGUUCCUUUACUUCAAAGCACCCGGCGAAACGAAUCCUCUUGGCCAAAUAAAUAUGCGCGAUGCACGCGUCGAGGAGGUAGAGCAUGUGUCCGAUUCUGACUCGGAAGAACGAGAAGAUCCCGCACAAAGCCAAGCACGACUCACCGUUGCUAUAUAUCCCCAGCAGCAAGGAGUGGGUCCAACGUACUUGAUACUGCCCGGUAAACAGGAACGCGAUAACUGGCUCUAUCACUUGACGGUCGUAUCGGGUGGUGGACCCAACGCCGGCACACAGUACGAACAGUUGAUCCAGAAGCUGAUGGAAACCGAUGGCGAUCCGAACUGUGUUCUCUGGAGACAUCCGAUACUGUUGCACACGAAGGACAACAUCACUUCACCCCUAACCUCACUCCAUUCCGAAACGCUCCAAACGGAAGCGAUCAAACUGUUUAAGAGCUGCCAACUGUUCCUUUCCGUAGCGGUUAAUCAACCCGGUAUCGACUACCAUGUGGUGCUCGCGCAGAACGCGCUCCAGCAGUGCCUGGACAUGCCCGAGCUUCAGUCGGAGCUGAUCUGCGCACUGAUCAAGCAAACGUCGCGCCAUACCGGACAGAAGCUGGGUGUAGGUGUCCAGGUAAACAAGAAACUGGCCAAACCCGCUCGUCAACUACUGCUUUGCGCAACCCAGAGUUUGUUCACUUGCGAUACGCAGCAGGGCAGCGUUGCCCAAGCGAAUGGGAGCUCACCCACUUCCAUUCAGGCCCCAACCGUUCCACCGAUCGAUUGCAAAUCGAAUCCUCCGACCUACACCUUCAUACAGGGCUGGCAACUGUUGGCCCUAGCGGUGUCACUGUUUGUGCCGAAAAACAGUCGCUUAUUAUGGUACUUGAAGUUACACCUUUCGCGCAACGCGGACUCUAAAACGGAAUGUGGCAAGUAUGCGGCCUAUUGCGAACGAGCCCUCGAGCGCACGAUGCAAAAUGGUGGCCGUGAGACGAAACCUUCCCGCAUGGAGGUGCUCUCGAUAUUGCUGAAAAAUCCCUACCAUCACUCGCUGCCACAUGCCAUACCGGUGCACAUGAUGAAUGCAACGUACCAGGUGGUAUCCUUCGAUGGUUCCACCACUAUUGAGGAGUUUCACUGUACGCUGGCACAGGAAAUCGGUUGCCGAGAUUCUACGAACGGAUUCACACUGUUCAGUGACGAUCCGAUUGAAAAGGAUUUGGAACACUACCUCGAUCCGCAAGCUAAGCUCUGUGACGUUAUCUCCAAAUGGGAAACUGCUUUGCGAGAGAAGGGUUCGGGCAAGUUUGAGAACUCCCGCGUUAUUCAGCUGACAUACAAAAAUCGACUUUAUUGGAAGCAUGCGGCUAAGCUGGAGACGGAAAAGGAACGUCUGCUGCUCUGUUACCAAGUGAACCUUCAAGUGGUGCAAGGACGAUUUCCGUUGUCACGUGAUCUAGCACUGGAACUGGCCUCGCUUAUGGCCCAAAUCGACAUGGGAGACUACUCGUCGGACAAAUCGAAAACCAAUUCACUGCAGGCGCUCGAUAAAUUCUAUCCCUACCGCUACCGGGAUGCGCUCAACCAAGAAGGUCUAAAGGAGUUACAGGAUUUGCUGUCUGCCAAGUGGGCACUACUGCGCGGACGCUCCAUACUCGAUUGCGUGCGUAUAUAUUUGACGUGCGCUCGCAAAUGGCCCUUCUUUGGUGCGGCACUAUUCCAGGCAAAACCACGCCACUCGGACCAAGCAAUGGCUUGGUUGGCUGUAUCGGAGGAUGCACUAAGCGUGCUGGAGCUGUCGUCGAUGGCCACCAUCGCUCGAUAUCCGUACAGUUCGGUAAUGACGUUCGGCGGGUGUCAGGAUGAUUUCAUGCUAGUGGUCAGUGCGGAAGAUACACUGCAAUCGGUCAACAACGAACAGAAGCUUCUGUUUGCGAUGAGUAAACCGAAGAUACUGGAAAUUACGCUCCUGAUUGCGGACUACAUGAACGCCUUGGGACACACGCUUCCCGGCACACCGCAAAUGAACACACUCACCCGUAACGGAAGCCAUCGAAGCAUACGAUCCCGCGCACUGCCCGGUUCGCUGACGGGAACGCCCGCUCACAACACGCUAAACUCCCACGCUACCCACGCCAACAACACGCUAACCUCCCAUUCGCACACCCUCAACUCCCACGUCAGCCAUACGCUCAGCUCCCACGGUCAGCCGGACAUCCUGAAAAGCACACCAGAUCACCAGCGUCUCAAGUGA
Molecule: messenger RNA, 4509 nt
Organism: Anopheles marshallii
Lineage: Eukaryota; Metazoa; Arthropoda; Insecta; Diptera; Culicidae
Exons: 16
Coding region: 1-4509 (1502 amino acids)
Cellular component (GO): cytoskeleton
Source: RefSeq, a predicted model, not a curated record